AUCCUGCAGAAGCCAACUCAUGAGCUGAAGCAGCAGUUGGCAGGCUACUCCAAGCAUGCGGCCAGCUCCGUCAUCAAGCUCAUUCAGGCAGCUGAGGCCAUGAAAGGGAUCGAGUGGGUUGACCCAGAAGACCCCACCGUCAUUGCUGAGAAUGAGCUGCUGGGGGCAACAGCUGCCAUUGAGGCUGCAGCCACGAAGUGGCUGGAGCAGCUGAAACCAAAGGCUGAGCCCAAGCAAGCAGAUGAGAGCCUGAACUUCGAGGAGCAGAUCCUGGAAGCUGCCAAAUCCAUUGCUGCAGCCACAACCACAAGUGCCCUGGUGAAUACAGCCUCAGUGGCCCAGCAAGAAUUAGUGGCUCAAGGAAAGGUGGGUGCCAUCCCUGCCAAUGCAGUGGAUGAUGGACAGUGGUCCCAGGGACUCAUUUCAGCUGCAUGCAUGGUGGCUGCUGCCACCAACAACCUGUGUGAAGCUGCCAAUGCUGCCGGCAAUGUGGUAAAGAGAGCAUCAGACAAUCUGGUGAAGGCAGCACAGAAGGUAGCUGCAUUCCAGGGCCAUGACGAGAUGGUGGUGGUGAAGGUUGGAGGAAUUGCACAGAUCAUCGCUGCCCAAGAGGAAAUGCUGCGCAAGGAGCGGGAGCUGGAGGAGGCACGGAAGAAACUGGCCAUGAUCCGACAGCAGCAGUACAAGUUUCUGCCCUCGGAGCUGGAGGAUGAGGAGCAGAACUGA
Messenger RNA from Phaethon lepturus (White-tailed tropicbird), 726 nucleotides. Its product is annotated as talin-1-like. Gene Ontology annotation, biological process: platelet aggregation. Gene Ontology annotation, molecular function: integrin binding; actin binding. Lineage: Eukaryota; Metazoa; Chordata; Aves; Phaethontiformes; Phaethontidae. The record is from RefSeq and is a predicted model, not a curated record. Gene Ontology annotation, cellular component: plasma membrane; focal adhesion.